This is a messenger RNA of Zalophus californianus (California sea lion), 5313 nucleotides long. RefSeq lists its product as uncharacterized. Lineage: Eukaryota; Metazoa; Chordata; Mammalia; Carnivora; Otariidae. The coding region runs from base 4351 to 4974 and encodes 207 amino acids. The record is from RefSeq and is a predicted model, not a curated record. The transcript has 5 exons.
CAAAUGACUCACCGGGUCAAGCUUCCAGAGCCCAGGAUGGGCCACCAGAUUUUAUUAAUUUAUUUUAGAGAGAGAGUGUGUGGCACGAGAGUGGUAGGAGACGCAGGAGGUGGAAGAGAGAAUCGUGAGCCCGCACUGCCCGGAACACAGACCCUACAUGGGGCUCGAUCCCACACCAUGAGAUCAAUCCUGAGCCAAAACCAAGAGUCAGUGGCUUAACGGACUGAGCCACCAUCCAUCUCCUUGGGCAUUAGUACUGGUGCAUUCCCUGCUCUCUCCACCACCGCUGUGCUGAACACUCCUGAAAACACAUCUGUAAAAAACUGGACCAGAGUUUCCGGGGGUGAGUCUGAGGCCAAGCACUGCCAGGUGAUGGGUGCACCUGCGGCCUGGGAUAGGUGCUGCUCACUGUUCUCCCAGACAGGGGUGCCCGACACCCUUCUCUCCAGGGGACCUGCAGGGGACCCCCAUGUCCUCAGGUACCUGAGGGCAACCCGGCCCAGGAAUUCACCUUCUCUAGCAGAGAACAGAUGGGACUUCUUUCUCUGGCCAGGAAUAUGAACCUUGAUGCCGGGAAAGGAGAGCUCUUCUGGACUCCUCGCCCAGCCAGGCAGCUGUGGCCACGAUGUAUGUGAUGGAGCCACAGUGGCUGGGCCUUGGAGGGAAUGAGUGCCUUAAACCAGCCUUGCGCAGGGAAUGCGGGAGCAACAGAGCAGUGAUGUGUGCGGAAGGAAGGAAGCUGGGGUGGAGCCUUCCAAGCCACACCACAGUCUCUCCCUUGGUCCUGAAACCAGCAGGAAGGGAGCUCCAAGGGCAGAGACCAGACUCCAGGAGGAUUCCCAUCCAGGGAAAGGGGGCCCACUGGAGGGCACGGAAGCAGCCAGCCCCACCAACCCGCAGGAUCGGUGCACAGGAUCACCUCCCUUCCCUUCCCUUCCCUUCCGCGCUUCCUUAGCACAUUGUCCGUCUCAUGUGUGGACAGUGACUGGCCCACUCAGUGCAGGUGCACUUCCAGAGGCAGACUAGAAACCUUUCAGUGCUUGCUCAUGGAUCAGAGGACCACUGCCCAGAGAAGCAGAGAAUGUCCCUCUUCCUCUGGAGCUGGGGAAGGCAUCCACCGUCCUGGAGCAGGACCGGGUCCAGGAGUGUGUUCUUUCUGAAGCCCCAGCCUACGGUGGGCGUUGCUAUGCCUGAGAAAGGCCCCCUCAGCCCCCGAGUCAGGAGCAGUGAGGGGCUGUCUCCAACCCUGGCCCAGGAUCACGACCCGAAACCAUCCUGUCUUUGGGAGCACAGGUCUCCUUCAGGAGGCAGGGAGGGGACUGGCCCCUCUCCCCUCCCCAGGUCCAGGACGCCCGGGACCUGCAAGAGCUCUUCAUUUGAGGAGGAGUCAUGGAGAGCAAGUGUGUCUCGUCAGCCCAGCAAGUGAAAGAACCAAACCCCAACGCUCAGGUUCUAACAGAAGCAGAAUUUCAAUGUACUGUUUGGGGGCAGCCUCCUCCCCUCUUACAUGGCCUUGGGGGACCCCAAGGGAAGUCUUCUUUGUUCUCCUUCCCUGAGAGAGAGGAGCUGGCCCUGUGUCAUGGGGUCCCCACCGUGUCCCACUGCUGAGGAAGAGCCACACACAGGGGCCCUGGUGUCAGGAGUGUGGUCAGCCACUGCUCCUGGGCUCCCAGCCAGGGGCCUGGUGGCUGCAUGGAAGGGCUGGAUUGCUUUUGGGGGGAGGGGUGCUCACUGGUGACACCGCUCACCAUCCCCCUCUGCACUCUGCAAUCCAGGCUCUGUGCCCAGCUUAUGUCGAUCACCAGCACGCCACAUGUUCCUGCCAUGGGAGGGAUCAUUCAGCAUCACCCCAUUGCACAGAGGAGGAGAGCGAGGCCCAGAGAGGGGAGGUAAAUGGCUCCAGUACCAGGGCUGGUCAGCAGAGAAGCUGGAAGGCCAGCCCUCCAGAGCCCCUGCUAGACCAGCCAGGGACUCCCUGAGUUGAAAGCGAGCCCUCGCCUGCCUAACCAGCCACGCGCUGGCCCCUGACCUUCAUGAUGGCCUGUUCUUGACCCUGAAGGUGAGCUGGCCAACUAGGAGGGGGAGUCCAGCUGGUGGGACAGGCUGUAGCUACAGGACAGAGUGACACGUCUGAGCUAGCAGGGAGCCACACUCUGGUCUCCCUCCCGGAGCCUGCCCGGGAGCUGGAAUCUGGGUGCCCUAGGGGCCAGCACGCAACAGGGUCUGUGCUGACCAGGGAGCCAUGGCCCCCACGGAGAAUCCACUCUGCCCUCUCCCCACCCCUGCCCGGCCUCGCCUCUCCUCACUGUGGGGCUCCGGGACCCGGAACCAGGCCCCAUAGGGAUGGCUUGGCUCCAGCUUGUAAUGAUUUCGCAGCCCCCGGAGCCCCUGGAUUUCCUGGGGCCGGAGGGGGAGGACUGGCUUGGACAAGGACUGGGCUGGGGAGGAUGCAGGGCCUGUGGAGAGUGAAGGCUGGGGCAGGGGCCGAGUCCUGGGGCCACUGCUCAUGUCUAAAAAGGGCUGAAAUCCCUGAAUGCCCACGGGGUCCCUCAUUACAGUAACGACCCCCUUCACACUCGGGCAUCCUGCUGGUGGGCCCCGCCUCCCCAGCCUCCUUCCCGCCCCUCUGACUCCAGCCGGGGCUGCAGCCAGGGACAGGCUGGACCUCUGUCCCGGGUCCUGCCAGGAAGACAAGGCAGAAGGAGGAGAGGAGAAGGGGAAGGGGCGGACUGAUCUUCUCCCUGCCCUGAGUCGGCCUCCACUGAUGCCUCCAGGUCCUCUGGCCCAGCCCUGCACUUAGCUGGACCCUGAGAGGGAGUCUGCAUUCCAGGCCAGCUGGGUGGGAGGGGUAGUCAAUGACCUGUGCUUCCCCAGAUGUCCUACCCACCUGGCCUUGCACCCUAAGGCCUGCCGCCCAGGGUGGGCAUGGUUGCGGGGCCCAGGGGACUUUCGGGCCACAGAGCAGUUGGCUGUGGUGAGGGAACGUGGGGGACCGGUCAGGUGCAGAGCCAUGGGUCUCGUGUACGUCUGCCGCAGGGCUGGGUCACUGUACAGGUGCUGUGUGCAGGUCCCCUUUGCAUACCCGGCCAUGACACCUGGCUGGCCCUCUCGGUGGGGAGGCCUGUGUGCCUGGUGCACCUGUCCCCCAUCUACCCCUGGAGGAGCGGCCACGUUCAAGCGUUUCCAUGUCCAACCCUCAGGGACAGUUAGGAACCUGGGUCAAGAGAGUCAGGGACUGGCCCAAGACAAAUGAGGGGUGCAGAGCCCAAGGAGCAGGGCUGCUCUCCAGUCCUAGGCCAGCCCCAACCCUCCCAUGAGGUUCGCUUUGGGGGUGAGAGCCCCUCAGAUCCUCGGGGAUAGCUACCCACCCACCCCGUCCCAUGUGGGGACAUGACCUUGGGCAUCCCCAGGCGCGUAGAGGCAUGCACACCUGCACACCCACCCCCACACACACACCACUGACUGCCCAGCUGGGGGUCAGAAGGGGAGGACACCCUGGGAGCGAGGUGGGGGACAAGGGGGAAAGAAGAAUGAGAUUGGAGACAGCUGGGCCAUGGGGCAGGGGCAUCAGGAGACAGGCCAGGCUGAAGGUCAGGGGUCCCCAAGGGGCCCACGGAGGCUGCCAGGGCACUGGGAGAGGACAGAGCCUGGGUUCCAGUGUCCAUCACCACCCUGGGCACUUGGAAGUAGGAAGAGAUACCCACCCCCAAGUCCAGAAGGGCUACAGCACAAAAGGCCUCAGCUUACUCUUCUGUCACUUGGGCUGUAGAGAUGCGGUGUCCCUAGGGUCCCACAGGCUUGUAGAAGAGCCUGUUGGCCUUGGAUCUCCAUCCCCGACCCACUGUGCUCCCAGUCCUGGGAAAAUGCUUUGUACUCCCUCGAGGUCCUUCUGAGCAGAGGACAGCCUGGGGGCUUGGGGGGCUGAGGACCUGGGUACGCAGAACGUGGCAGAGCACUGGACCACCGGUCUGGAGACCAAGGUCAGGGCCCUCCUUGUUGCAGCCUCAGGGUCCCCGUUUGGAAGAGGUUCUAGAGUCACUGCUCUGGUCAGGGUGAGGAGGCCUUAGGAAGGAACGGAGCACCAGGACCGGAGAGGGAAACAGGGACAAGGGAGGCUUCUGAGGCUUCUCACGUGGCCCCCGGAGCCUGCAGAUCCUGCUCCGCUGAGAGACACAGAGACAGAGACAGAGAAGGAGACAGAGAAUGAACACAGGAGAGAGGGAACCAGGAGAAGUCACAGACUUUCCUCCAUCAGCUUGGAAAUGACAUCCCAGCAUUUUGCCCCAUUCUAUUCCUGAGAGCGCAGUCAACACAGGCCAUCCACCCUGGAGGGGAGGGGAUUCCACAGGGAUGUGUGACCAGGAUUCGGGGAUGCCGGGAGCCACUGUGGGGACUGCCCAGCACACGGGCACAGACGAGGCCCUGGGACCUGAGCCUAACCCUACUGGGAGCCCCUGGAAGUCUGUGCUGUGCGAGGACAAGACAGCCCCCUGCCCAGCUCAUUUUGUUGGAGAUCCUCAAACCAAGAUGUUCACAUGCUGCCUGCCGAAGUCCAGAGGUUGCAGGCUGAAGAAAGCGCGCCCUGCAGACGCUGUCCCCCGCUGGGGAUUUUGUGUCAGGGCUCCCCACCGCCUCUGGCCAUUUGGCCAGAAGGACAGAAAGAAGUCAAUGGAUGACAUGGAGAGGUGGCUGGUGGACACACCCUCCAUCUCCUGGACAGAGGGGUUGACCCCACAGGGGUCCCUAGGAGCAGGUGCUGGGGAUUGCCAAAGAAGGCCUCCGACACCACCCAGACCACUGUCCCAGGUGGUUGUCCACCGGACAGUGGUCCAGGAGCUGGAGCCCACAGAGGCCGAGCCCGAGGCUGCUCCACCACCUGAGGAGCUAGAGCCGGCUCCAACUCCAUCAACAGCUCUGGAGGGAAGAGGGAGUGACUGCAGCGACUUCAGGAGGAGACCAGGAGCCGGCAGGUGACCCGGCACCCGCCCACGGAGAGCCUGACGCAAACCAGGAAGAACAGGCACCUGCUCCUGCCCCAGCCCCUGCCCCUGCUACAGUUCCUGCCGCUCCCCUGCCCCUGUCCCUGGCCCUGCUCUCACACCCGGCCCUGCCCCUAUCCUAACCCCUGCCCCUACUCCUGCUCCUGCAGGGAUCCCACAGCCACACCCAGAGCCCACAGCCCUGCAGGGAGAGCUCCCUGUACAAUUACCCUUAGUUCCAUCACCGGACCCCGACGCCCCGCCAGAUUGUUUCGUCCCCUCCCCCUAUGUUCUUACUCUCUGGUUCAUAUUAACUGUUAUUUUAUCUUUUCAU